CAGCGGAAAUCGCAGAGGAAGAGGACAGGAGCAACGAGUCAACAGAAACGUCGCCGGUACAGCUUCUUCAUAAAUCAUUAUUUUGUUUAGAAUGCGAUCCUGAUACCUUUUACUCUAAAGAUGGCUUUCCUAGACAUACAUGUUAUGUUGACAUGAAUAAGGGGGAUUCGAGUGAAUAUGAAUGAGAUGGAGACGAUGGACUCACCUGUUAUCACAUCUUUACAUCAGGGUGAUGAAAAUGAAAUGCAGUCUGAAAAUGAUCUAGACAGUAUUACAGAGGUGGAAGACCUCGUCACUCUCCCAAGAAUUGAAAGAGGCAAAGAGAGAAAGCUUCUAGACCUUCCCUCAGAAGACAACUUAAACCCAAAUCAUCUUCCUGUGGACAUUCAAAAAGAUGACGCUGUUGUGUUUGAUGCGUCAGAAACUGUUAACACGUCAGAGGACAAUGCCCAUGAAGACUCUGGUGAAUUUGUUGUAGCCAUGUUAGCUCGAGGAACGCUGGAAGAGCAGGGUGUGUGCACAAAGAGAAUUUCGUCCCCUCUCUCAGAAACUCCCCUAGAGGCUUCCUCUCACUGGGACGAGGAUGUGACUGCAGAGAGCUGGAGACAGCACCGGAAGCAUGUAUUUGUUCUGAGCGAGGCCGGGAAGCCCAUCUACUCCCGCUACGGCAGUGAGGAAGCCCUCUCCUCCACCAUGGGGGUCAUGAUGGCUCUGGUGUCCUUCAUUCAGAGCGGGGACAAUGUCAUUCGUUCUGUCUACUCAGAUGAGCAUACAGUGGUCUUCAUGCAGCAGGGGCCUCUGGUGCUUGUCUCGGUCUCUAGCACCCAUCAGUCCGAGCAGCAGCUACGCAAUGAACUGCUUUAUGUCUAUAACCAGAUUGUGAGCAUGCUUACCCAAGCCAGCAUCACUCGCAUUUUUGAGCACAAGAAGAACUACGACUUGCGCCGCUUGCUGGCUGGCUCAGAGAAAAUCCUAGAUGGUUUACUAAACCUGGUUGACUUUGACCCUAGUUUCUUGCUUUCAGCCGUGCACUGUCUACCUAUUGCCUCUUCAUUCAGGGACUCUCUUAGCCAGAUACUUCAGAAAGCCAUCACUCCCAACCUAGUCUUCUCUAUACUCAUUGCAAAGAACCAGCUGCUCACCAUUGCACAGGAGAGGAUGGUGAUUGAGGAUGCCAAGCUGGACCCUGCUGAUCUUCACCUACUGCUCAACCUUAUUGGUGCCUCCUCUGCAUUCCAGGCUGGUGAGAUCUGGACCCCAAUCUGCCUCCCCAGCUUUAACCCUGACUGUUAUUUUUACGCCUACAUAUCCUAUCUUGACCCCCCUGAGUGCACUGUGUGCCUGCUGCUGCUGUCCACAGACAAUGAGGCAUUUUAUGCAGUGGCAGAGUGCAAGAGGAAGAUUGAGGAAGCCAUGCAGGCUCAAAAUGCUCUGACCUCCAUUGCCAAAGCUCAGUCCUACAGCGUUAGUCAGGUGGGAGUGUCUGAUCUCCGGCACUUUAUGUACAAGCCUUUUGAUGUUCCAGACAACCACCAUCAGCUAACCCAGUUCACCAGCCCAGAGAUGGAAGCUCCUUAUGACAGUGAGGAGGAGAAGAUGAGGCUGCUGGACCUUUACAGAGAUGUGCAUGGCCGCAUACACAACACUGCACGCCCUCUUAAACUCAUAUACCAUGUGGCGGCGCGAGAGACCCUGCUGGCCUGGGUUACAACCAAAUUUGAGCUGUAUACUUGCUUUAGCCCUCUUGUAACAAAGUCCUAUGCCAUCAAUGCUAUUACGAAACUGCUGCGGUGGGUGAAGAAGGAGGAGGACCGUCUCUUUAUACGAUAUCCCCCGAAGUACUCAACUACACCCAAUGCAAGCAAAAGCUAAAAGUGGUGCUCAGUUGGUUCUGCUAAGAACAACGUUCUCUGUGUCGGAACUGACACUCAGCACUCUGUUUCAGAUGGAUAUGGAUCAUGCUGAGCACUAAAUUCUUCCCAAUACCUCAGCAGCAUUGGAGAGCUCUUCACUUUAUUAUUUUUGUUAUUAAUAGUAAUGUUUGGAAUGUUACAGUCCUAACUUAACAUGUCUUUGGAUGAUGGAAUGAUGUAGGUGCUUGAUUUAUUGAUUUUGUACUAAAAUUAUCAUGCGUCAAAUCAGGGAUGUCAGUUUACACAAAUUCCCAUGAUCGAUCGUCAUUUAAAUUCAUUAAUUAUUCGUUAACCUUAAUACCGCAAGAUGUGUCUACUGCAGUGGCAUAUAGCAUGACAGGGUGUGAAAAUCCCACUCAAAACACCAGCCAAUGCAUAUUACCGAACAUUCUGAGAAUACGAAAAAGCAUACUUUUACUCAUGAAUGUCCAUAACGUGUUACAUGCGUACACCAUUUAUUAAUAAUUUCGGCGGUCCUGCUUGAAGUUGACACUUGCAUACCUCACAUAGAUAACAUUUCAUUAUUUAUAUAUUACAUGUUCAGAAGCUAAAUGUACCCGUUAGAUGAUAUGCUAAUCCAUUUCAGAAUCCAUUCUUGACGGAAUGAUGUAGUCCGGCUGAAGGAAAUUCAGUAAUAAAUAAAUGGUGUAGGCUUGUAACACGUUAUUGACAUUCAUGAGUAAAAGUACACUUUUUUCCCCAUAAUAUCCUAUGCAUAUUUGGGAAGAAAAUAACACUUAUAAUAAAACAACCUUUAUACUUACAUGGAUGCACGCAAUAUGAUUAGGCUCUGUUGCCAGAGUGCACAUCUGUGACACAUCGUAUAUUAUAGCCAUUACAUUUGAUUUAUUAAAUAAGUCAUUUUAUCAAAUGAUCAUAAUCACAUCGAUUCAUUUUACAGUCCUAUUAGCCUAUUAUUUAGAAUAAAAACCUUUUCAUCUGGGUGAGGAAACUGGCGUUUUGAGUGGGAUUUUCACACCCUCUCACAGCGGUGGCUAUGCCAUUGUAGUAGAUGCAUCUUGCGGUAUUAAGAUGAACAAUUAAUAGAUUCAUUGAUCAUUAAUUUAAAUGGUGACCGAUCAUGGGAAUUUGUGUAAAUUUGCAUCCCAAAUUUUAAAACACAAUCACAAUGUUUGCAAUUAACAUCAUCACCAUUUAAACUAAAAUGAUCCCAAACGUAACUACUGCGUGCUCACCUUCAUUUUUCCUCAUGUGUCUGCUGCGUGUGUUUUGUGUAUGAGCGGCCACGCAUCUCAAAACUACACACUCUAAUGAUGACCUUGCUUAAUCGACCGUCGAUAAGUUUUAUCAAUUCAGUAAUUAACGACAAUUACUUGAUCAUCGAUUAAUCAUUCGCAUCCUUGCUUCAAAUAAUUCAGACAUUAGGCUCCAUGUAUUCACCAUUUCAAAUGCUGAUAUUCCUUUAUUAGAAGGAAAAGUGUGUUCUCUCUCCAGACUAACAUUAAUUUAAUAUGAAUAAUUAAAUAGUGGCAGUGUGUGAUUCAAACUUUGCCCAAACUAUAUUUUUACUCUCAAACCUUUUUCAUGUCAGUGUUGUAUAAAAUUGAGCUGUUUGACAGUUGAGAGUUUAUUUUUAAAGGGACACCAAUAGUGGCCACUAGGCUUGUGCAGUAUCAAUGAAUAACAAUAUUAUUGUACCUGCAUGAUAUUACAUUAUAUGAGGUAUAUUGUCAAUCAAUUACAAAUAAUGUUAAUGAUUAUGAUGUGAAUAGAAAGUGAAUAAAUUCACUGUUUUGUUAUUUCGUUUUGACUGGUGCUCUCCUGCACAACAUUGUGCUGCAUAAAUAGAAAAUAUUGGCCAUGUGGAUACUAGACAACUGAUUUCUAAAAGGAUGACAUCGUUGUGUUUUAAAAAAAAUAAAAUAAAACUGUUUACUGUG
Ictalurus punctatus (channel catfish) is the source of this 3814-nucleotide messenger RNA. It is a transcript of the gene mon1bb, whose product is annotated as MON1 secretory trafficking family member Bb. The record is from RefSeq and is a predicted model, not a curated record. Lineage: Eukaryota; Metazoa; Chordata; Actinopteri; Siluriformes; Ictaluridae. Bases 178 to 1872 code for a protein of 564 amino acids. Gene Ontology annotation, biological process: vesicle-mediated transport; protein targeting to vacuole. The transcript is spliced from 5 exons.